AUGGCUUACCCCAAUAUCAACUCUAUCCCUGGUACUCAGCAACGAAACCUCGGACCAGUGACGGAAGCUCUUCUUCCGCUAGUAGAGGAGCUACUGGCUGUAUACUCCGACUCUGAGGUGACCCCGCGGGUUUUGGAAUUGGCAUCGCACCCUUACACUCACAUCCUAUCCUGGGCGAAGAGAUGGCCCUCAGUCGAAUGGUGGGGUUCAGCAAGGGAUACAGAGCAGAUCAGGGACAUUGAAGCCGUGCUCGGAUCUACACCUACUGAUGAUCGGCCUCCGUCGAAUCUCCGACAUCCUAUCCGAUUGGAUAUUCAAUCUGAAAGCGAUUGGACGAAUCUGCGAGCCCUGUUGGAUGGACAGUCUAUACAGCUAGGUGGAGUGAUCAUGCUCAAUUUGAUCCACUGUUGUCCUCUCGGCGUCCCGGAAGAGAUUUUCAAGCAUCUCUCCGGUGACAUCUCCUCGAGCGACGUGGACGAGUCAUUGCUUCACUCAAGCUCGAGCUGGGUAGCGGCAUAUGGACCGUGGAAGAAUGAUGAUGGGACGUACAAGUCAGAUGCAGACAAGGCAUUUGAAGAAUCGCACAUACGUUCUUCUGACCCGUCACUUGGACUGCGGAGCAUUCAAUCCAUCACGAGUAUGGCUGAGAGGCAUGGAUUCAUAGAGGACAAAAGGGUGAAAAUGCCCGCCGGGAACGUGUUUGUAGUCUGGCGAAGGCGAGUGGUGGUAUGA
Messenger RNA from Kockovaella imperatae, 732 nucleotides. RefSeq lists its product as hypothetical. The coding region runs from base 1 to 732 and encodes 243 amino acids. NCBI's taxonomy places the organism in Eukaryota, Fungi, Basidiomycota, Tremellomycetes, Tremellales, Cuniculitremaceae. The record is from RefSeq and is a predicted model, not a curated record. The transcript is spliced from 5 exons.